Molecule: messenger RNA, 705 nt
Organism: Penicillium canariense
Lineage: Eukaryota; Fungi; Ascomycota; Eurotiomycetes; Eurotiales; Aspergillaceae
Product: methyltransferase family protein
Exons: 1
Coding region: 1-705 (234 amino acids)
Biological process (GO): C-terminal protein methylation
Cellular component (GO): endoplasmic reticulum
Molecular function (GO): protein C-terminal S-isoprenylcysteine carboxyl O-methyltransferase activity
Source: RefSeq, a predicted model, not a curated record
AUGACCCAAGCAAGCACCACAGCUCUCGCCGCCGCCAUGAUGGGGGCCGGCUACCUUUGCGCUCUCUGCGCGACACCACCGAACCCAUCUCCAGACCGCAAAGGCAGACACCAAACAGACCGAAUCAGCUUCAUCGCAGGCUCGGGGGCCACUAUUGUCCGUCGCAUCGCCGUCACAGCCAUUACAUACCAUGCCCUCCUUACCGCGCUGCCAGUCUACGCACCCGAACGGAUAACCCAGAUGUGCCCGCGCCCGCAGAAUCUCAAUCCCGAUUUGUUCUCAUGGAGCGUGUUCGCGGUCGCGGGCAUUCUGCUGAUUUGCCUCGGUGCCUUCAUCCGCCUCUCAGCAUACGGGAGACUCAGUCGCAACUUCACCUUUCACCUCGCGGCGCCUGAUCAGCUUGUCACGUCGGGUAUCUACAGCUGGAUGCAACACCCGAGCUACACGGGGCUGGCGUUGAUUGGGCUUGGCUCUGCGUCGCUGUUUCUCCGCUGGGAUGCGGUUCCUGCGUGCUGGAUUUCAGAGACCACGCUGGCUCGGUGGUCGGGGUGGGGUCCGGGCGUGCUUGCGGGCCACAUUGUGGUUGCGCUGUUUGUGCUGUUCAUGCGGGUGAAGGAUGAGGAGGAGAUGCUGAGACAGAAGUUUGGGAAGGAGUGGGAGCAAUGGCAUCGGUCGACGAAACGGUUCAUUCCUGCAAUUUUGUAA